Molecule: messenger RNA, 4967 nt
Organism: Xyrichtys novacula (pearly razorfish)
Lineage: Eukaryota; Metazoa; Chordata; Actinopteri; Labriformes; Labridae
Source: the annotation of a GenBank genome assembly
GGGUGUCGCUGAUGUCCAAACUGUUGAAGCGAACGGCCGUCAUUCUGAGUGGGUGUCAAGAGGAUUGGAGAUAUGCAUAUUGUUUAAUUUUUUAUCAGCUUGUCGUAAUUUUUAAACUUUAUUAUAGUGAGGAGAAACACUUUCAGUUUAUAAAUCCACAUGUGUCGUUAAUGUAAGUAAAUAACGGUAAAGGGAUGCUGAAGACAGCUGUUAUCACCAGGGGAGCUCACGUUCAGGACAACAAAUAGCAGUCUGUCUACAAGCGAGCCUUUUGUGAGCUCCACAAGACACGAAUCUUCGCUCACCACCAAAAACGGGAUGUAAAUGAAGAGAGAUCCUCAUGUGCUGCAUUAAGGUAACGCUAAUUUUAUUCUUCUGCUAUAAAAGGCGCAUUAGCUUUGCAAAAGCUUUGUUAGCCCUUUAACGUCAGCUAGCUACUAGUGGCUAACUGAGUGUUUGGCUAGUAUGAUAGCAUCGUACUAAACAAGAGAUAAACUCUAGACCCCUUCAUACACAGGAGUUCUUUAGGUUACUCUGGGUUAGCUGGGAAAAGGGCAAUAAAACGAAGAGAAAUCCAGCCAUUAUCUAGAUGUUUUGUCUGAUAUUGCUGUCGCCUACACGUUUCCAUGGAAACUUUUUAAUAAAGUGUAAUGGACACACUUGUCUCUAAACUAUAGGUCCAAAUUACACACAGCAUCCUCACAUAUAAGUCAACCUUAAGUCAUUUAAAAGAGAGAUGGAAACAACUACUCUUUAAAUAGAUAAAGAUAUGAGUGGAUGGAGGUGAAACUGGAUGAUAUAACACAAAUGCAUCACAAAAAGUUUACACAAAACCAUCUCCAUGUUUUAACUAAUCUUUACAAUCUGGCAACCAAUUCAGUUUCCAGGCACCAAUGUAAAAUGUAUGUGAAAAUGUAUCCCUACAUAAUUGUCAAGGUGCCUUGUGUUUAUUUUGUAUUAUGGUAUUUGAAUAUGUGGUUUGUUUACACUCAAGUCCAGUUUUCCAGGUUUUCUUUGACCUUACAGUUUCAGAUUACAUGCUGGAUCAGUCUUGAAUUGAGUUCUCCCACUGUGCAUUACUAUACCUGUGCUAAAUAUCCUUCUGCCACCCGGACUUUGAUGUGUACAUACAACUGUUUAUUUUUUGGCUCCUAAAAAACAAAGACAACAAUCACAAUGAGAACCACUUGCAUAACCUGUUCUUCUUCUUGACAGCUGUCCAAGGCCCAGCUCCCAGUAACCUUUUAUUUAGUUAAGAAACUUGCUUAUAGUCUUUGAGACAUCUUGUUCCAGUCCCGGGAGGGUGGGGCUGGAGGCAAGGUCUCACCUCCUAGCACAAACGUCACACCAGAAGAAGAGACGUCCCCCUCACCCCACCAGACCCUCAGCAGGCCAACUGUAGUGCUAUUAUAGUUCAAGCAAAGGCUAAUUGUUGUUCACUUACAAAGGAUCGCACAGUCUAAUUCUUUGGACGGUUAUGCUGUAUCUAUUACUGUAAGCGAUAUUACAGAGCAAGAUGUCCCUCUAUGCAUUUUUUUAUCUUGGUGAAUUGUGAGUCAGAGUUGGCUUGAUGACUGCUAUCUGGGAAGUUUUUGAAAGAAACUGUGAAGUGGUUUCAGCUUUUUGUCUCAACUCUUUUUGUCUGCAGAGAAGAAGAUGACACUGCUGGUGGUUUUUGCGCUCUUUUCCCUGUGCUGCUGGGGCUCUUUCUACUUCAUCUUGUGUAUUUUUAACGGGAGCAGAAGCUAUGAGUGGAACUGUCGCCUGGUCACACUGGUGCAUGGCAUCCUGGCAUGCUGCAUCACAUCAUACAUAGGCUAUGUUGACGGACCCUGGCCUUUCACCCAUCCAGGUAGGCGGUUACCAGUGCAUACUACUUCGUCUUAUAUAAAUACUUUUAAGUAAAAUUGUUAAGUGCUGCAGCCAACAAGUAUUUGCUUAUUUUGCUUAUCAAAUUAUUUAUACAGAAAGUCAUUUUUAGUAUAAUUAAUGUUUAUUAUGGUCUAUAUUUAAGCUUCACAUUGUCUAUAAGCUCUACAUCGCAUUGACAAAAAUAUUGACUGAUCCCCGUUGACAGCAAACUGUCAGCAGGGAUCAGUGUCUUGCUGUGUGUGAAUAAGCCCACAACUCUGUAAUGAAUAAAUUUAUGGUCACGAUAUUCGCUCGCUUUAUUAUGUGAUUUUUCAAAAAAUGUUCUUUGCUUGUCUUGUUGCAAAAUAAAUAUUUCAAUUAAUCUGUUAUGCUUUUCUGUCUUUGGAUGCUAGGUACCAAGAACACUCCCCUGCAAAUGGGUGCCCUGCUGGUGAGCCUAGGCUACUUUUUUUUUGAUAUGGCUUGGUGCAUCUACUUCCGCACAGAGGGGCCAGUUAUGCUGGCCCACCACACCAUGAGCAUCCUGGGAAUCCUUCUGACCCUGUGGCUGGGGGAGUCCGGCAUUGAAGGCUGCGCUGUACUCUUUGGCAGCGAAAUCACCAACCCCCUGCUGCAAACACGCUGGUUCCUCAAACAGACGGGACAUUACAGGACAGUGCUAGGAGACGUUGUGGACAUCUCCUUCGUGUCGCUGUUUGUGUUGAUGCGAAUCUUUGUGGGAGGCACAAUGCUGUACUGUGAGCUGAUCUCCCCUAGACCAAGAUUCUUUAUCAAGUGUGGGGGCGUGGCUAUGUACGCUCUGUCCUGGGUGUUCAUGGUGGACAUUGUUCGAUUUGCAGUUCGGAAGAGCAAAAGCUGGCACAAAGAGCAGAAGGACCAGCGAGAGACAGUGGCAGCUAAUGGUUAUGAAUUAAAGAAGGACUGAUAGUUUUGUGUUACUUUGAAGUAAACUGAUUUAUAUUUAGUUUGAGCUUUUCAAUUUGGACACUUUAGGGAUAAUACAAAAAAUACAUUUUUUUAUCUCUAAGUUCAACUAAAAUCAGAAAGGGAUGUUUAAUGGUAAUGGUUGUGUAUGUAAAGAAAUCAUCUGUGACCUCUGUCUGUGUAUUUUUAACACUAAUUUUAUAGCCAUUAAUGCAGAUGAUCACAUGAUAGAUUUAUGUGUUAAAUGUGCAAAAAUUAACACAAUAGAACAUUGAAGUUAAUGUCACUGGAAGCCAAAGCACUUUCUAUAAACAUGUGGACAAGUGUUACUUAAGUAACAGUGACCUCUAGCCUACUUUUUAAUGUGUUGCUAAAAGGGAAAGUCAAGUGUAAGUAGAGGGACAGUUUACAUGUAACACCCAUGGUGCUUGUGAAACACUUCUGGUCAUAUCACAAAGGAUUGUGUUGAUGAGAUUCUUAAACUUUGAGCAGAUGUGAAAGGUGUUCUCAGGGAGAUGAAGUCAUACCAGAAAGAUUAAGUGAGAUUCAGAAAUAUGUGUGAGAUUUGUUGGAUUUAUUGAUUAAUAGUAAGCCUUUUUAGUGUUUAACUGCUGUUUAAAUAUUUAUUUUAAGACAAAGCAUAAUUUCUACUCCACCUAAGAAAGGAAUCUGUCAUAGAGGUAGAUCUACACUGGAAAGACUGUUUUUCACAGCCUGCUUGGAAUAUUUAAGAAAGAAGAGCCUUAACACAAAUGAGAAAGGUCCAAACAUCUCGGGCUGAGUAAUAGUUAAAUAAAAUUAUAUCUACAUAGAGUUUAUUUAUUUAUUGGAAAUUUCUUUUCACUAGUUUCAAUUUUUUUGGAUUACAUGUUUAAUGCCCUCAUUUCAUUUCAGUGUUUGUAAUAUUUUAAUGACAUUUGCCAAUUUUUUGCUCAUGAUAGGGAAAUUUCAUAAAAAUAUUGUGAUAUUUCAACCAUGGUCCAAAAAGAACACACUAUUCAGUAUAUAUUAAAUAAAGGGGAGGAUGACUCGUAAUGGAGGGCUUGUACAAAGACUCAGCUGACUCCAUGACUGGAUUAGCUAUGUCAAGAAACACCCAACUACCAGCUUUCAUCUUUGUGUUCAGGUUUUAUAUUGGUGUUCAUAUUAUGAACACGUUUUGUGAAUAUGUUGUUUUAUUGAAUACAGAUACCUGCAGUCAGAACACUAUCAUCCCCCUUUUUGCUACUAAACAUUAUACUGAAGGUUGAUGUGCUGCUCUGAUAUAAAGGUCUGUUUACUUGCACAACUAUUAUGUCCAAGAAAGUAAAAACUCUAACUGGUGUGUGCCUUGGUUUUUUGAAUGUACUUUGCUAAGAUUUUCUUUGUUUUCUUGUCUUGUGCUGUACUGUAACCCAUAAACAUCCAUGUAGAAUUAAUGAAGAGCCCCUUCCAGUCUGGGUUGCUUUUGUAAUGUCUGUGUGAAGAGAAUUAAAGAUGUGAUUGGUUAUUUUUAUGCAAAUGAACUAUUUUUUGGACAACAUAUCAACUUAAUGUCUAAAUGUAAAAUCAACCCCAGGAUGGGCUGUGUUUUUGUCAUGCAUUGCUAUGACACAGAAACAGAUGUUCACUGCGAAUGCACUGCGGCUGCAGCUACCUACUCUGUCCACAUGAUGGUGUUGUGUCACUUGUAAAUGAACGACUAGAGACGAAACAGUAGUUUGGGAAAGCUGCUAUACUGACACCAGAGCCACAAUGGAAAAAAAUACCUGCAAAAGCUGCAAGUUUAACUUAUGGAUGAACCUGAAGGAUAAAUUAAAAUUAGAAUAUGUUGUUUUGUAUAACAUUAAAGGAAGUCCAUUGUGUACAGUAUGCACUGUAUGGUAGUGUAGUACAAUAUUUUGGGAUUUUCUACAAGUACAUGUGUAAAUUUUGUGUGGGUACAAAAGCAACAGCUACUUACUUUUACAAAGUUUUGACAAACUCAAAUAAACUGUGCCAAGAAUAAAGUACAAGAAAAAAUCUAUUUGUCUCACACCACUUUCUAUAGCUUAGUUUGUUAUAUUGUGAUCUUCUGUGCAUCUUCUUCUCUGAGUUUGUCUGACAUACAAAACAGUGUACGCUACUUGAAAAGUAAACACUCUGAGGACUUUUAAAGGAAUCAAUAAAUAUUGACUGCACUGAUUGAGCUG